Messenger RNA from Peronospora farinosa, 3297 nucleotides. Lineage: Eukaryota; Oomycota; Peronosporomycetes; Peronosporales; Peronosporaceae. The record is from the annotation of a GenBank genome assembly.
AUGGCGCAUCCUUCUCCGCGCUGUUUUAUAGCUUCCCAAGCCGUGCCGUCGCUCCUCUCACCACGUACUUAUUCCUUAAAUGCCGACGCUUCGAAUGAACCUACUCUUACGUCCAGUAUAGGUCUAGAUCCUCUCCAAUCUCGUCUUGAAGCUGUCGACAGAGAUUCUGUGCGCCGUAAAUUUGCGUUUUACGGUCGUCAACACGCGCAUGUGGACCAUCUUUCCGGUACAAGUCAAGUCAAAACAAUUACGUUACAGAGCUCUGUGCUACUACAGGAAGACGGCAAGCUCACGACAAAGUUGGACGACAUAAUGUACUUGUUGGACGGUCUAUUAGGCCCUGUCAAAAAGACACAAAAUGGACGCCUGGCUCAGAGUUGUAAUAUUUUGGAAUUGAUUUACUUAUUACAGGACCAACAGAUGAUACAGGCUAUGGAAUUGGCCAAUGUAAGACGUCAAAUUCCGUUGAAAAUAAAGGAAUUAAUACUUACAAAGCUAGGACCCAAUUCAGAAACAGAAGAUGAAGCAUUUCGUCUUUUCUUGGCGGUAUUGGUGUACGUUUUAGCCAGAAGUUCAAGUGCAGACAAGUAUUUCAAUCACAAAGUACUGGAUGCAGUAAUCACUGUAUUAAAGCAAGAAGUGAUACGUGAAGAGACAAAAAAAGAUGAAAAGCUGUUGGAAGAUGUUAAAGAGAUGAAAGCAAAUGUGUUUGAAUCUACACGGCAAAUUCAUGGGCUAGAGAAAAAGUGCUUGAAACGGAAGAGUUUGUGUCAACAGAAAGGGAACGUUAUGGAUGCAGCGGAAGUAAAGGUAGCAGGUGCAUUCUCCUGUGCUAAUAGAGCGUCCGUGAUGAGCUCAAGACAAGCAACGUCAACGGUAGAGAUGCUGGCGGAAUCUUGCUGGAUAAAGUUAGAUGAGUUAUUGCGCGACCAUGAAGUGUUUCAUGUUGAGGGUAAGUUGCAUGUUUCCGUGGUAAGCGUGUUGAGCGCUGCUCUACAUAUCUUGCUGCAAGUGGAUGGACACUCGAGCUUUUCGUCAGAUUUGGCCCAGCGGUAUCAGCGAGAAGGAAACGCACAAGCAGACGAUGCUGCAGAAGAAACCUUUCGACUGAUUCAAACACGGAAGAGUCAGCUUGUACGGAAUGGCGGAAUCGACGUGUUGGUGCGCGGUCUUGUUCAUAGGCUAGACGGCCUUGAGGCAAUAUUGCCAUUGAUGACUACGAAAGCGAUUACGCUGGAGUGCGCUCAUUUGCUCAAUAGCGUCAGCAUGCUGCUAGCUGUCUUUGACCAAGUAACGUUUCUGACCUUAGAUGUGCAGCGAUACAUUUCGAAAAAGAAAGACCUUUUUGCGUUGUUGCUGAAGCUCAUCCAGUUGCUCAGCGAGCUGAGCUGGGGUGUUCAUGCGCCAGAACGGUGGGAGACUGAACUCAUGCGGAUGUCGUUGGCUGUGGAAGUAUUGCUGUCGGCUUUGCGCGUGCUAAUUAAUUUAACCCAUCACAACCUGGAGGCAGCAAGCCACGUUUUUUCCUUAGAUGGCAUGCAGCUACUUCCAGCCUCUUUUUUCCAGCUUCAAAGCCUUGUGGCGACAACGGCAAAGCUCCCGAUAAUAUCGUCGGUUACGAACAAAUGGGAGUUCGAUGCGUGUUUACUUCUACUAAGUGUGAUGGUAAACAGUAUUGAGUUUAGCGAGGAGAACCGUGAUGCACUAGCUAGCGCAUCAUUGUGCCAACUUGAGUCGGCUCCUGAUGCUUUCGAUCUAUUUACGCGAUUCUUCUUGGCAAAACUGCAGUCGUAUAAACAUUUGGUUGAUUUGACGGAGACUCAAGGCACGAGUGGGGCAAUUCUGAUUGAUGACCAAGGCGAUGACUGGAACCCGGAGGAUGUGAUUCUCGGGGGCUGCACGUCAUUGUUACUCGGAUACUUGAUGAAGGGCUCCCCUGCUAACUGCACAACCAUUCUAAAUUUGAUGCCGGAUUGCUCACCUCGGUUAUUGCUGCGUGCUCUAAGUGUGUUUGCGGCUUUUCACUCGCAGAUCGAUGCACUGACCCCUGAAGUCGCAAAAUCCGUUCUUCAUGUUGAAGAAAUACUGAAGUCAUGUCAAGGGAAUAAGCGUGAUUCACACCAACGUGGUCUGCUGACAGGUGUUGCUGCACAAGCGUAUUCCAAUGCUAUUGAGUGGCAACAUGAUCCCCCAAUGCUUCUGGAUUCAACUGCAGCAGCGAAAAGCAAAGAAGGUUGCAUCAAUCUUAGCUCUUCGGUGGUGCUUGAGAAGUCAGUCGAAUGUGAAAGCAGUGGCAUGUUACCACCAUCUCUACGAGUUCGUUCGCUAAAGAAUGUGUGCUCUAACCUUGAUGAUUCUGACGAGGAUUGCGAGCCACAUAGGCAGGGCCGAGGCAAUGUGGUGGGCACAAAAGCGGCUCAAGCAAUUUCAAAGAACCCCGAAGCUAUUGGAAUUAAUGCCCCGACUCAUACUCCGCCGAAAACCCCGUGGAGGAAGCGAACUCGAGCAGAAUUAUUCGUAGAAGCGUCUCCUGCUUUAGAAUCAAAUACAAGGAGCGCCGAUAGGUCCCCACUCACUGCAGUUCAUCCGGACGACUCCAAAUCAUCAUCACCAGUCGUGGCACGGCUUCUGAAACGAACUCGUGAACUUGUUGAAGAAUUUGAUGUCGAGUUUGCAACACUGGAUUGUUCAAUGCGUGAGAAGAACGAUGAAUACAGCAAGAGAAGAGUUAACAGUGCACAGUCGCCAUCCAUGAUGCUCACGAUGAAUGUGAUUUGCCGUAAUGAUGGAAGUGAUGAGUUCGACCUUUCUCCAGAUGUGUGUGCGGAAAACUGCAACGUUAUUGACACAAACAAGAUUGCUGAUAAGCCCGGCGUCCGUGCUAGAGCGUCGUCCAAGCGUAAGAUGAAGGCCCCGCGGAAGUUCGACGGAAUUGCGAAGAGUGCUGUCGCGUGCAAGAGAUCUUCGUUUGAAUUCGUGCUCGCAGACACGUUAUCAUCUACCCCUCAGCGUACGCAAACAAGUAAAGCACUGCUGCAAACGCCAACUAAGGAUAGAUCUUCUCCGGGAUUUUAUCGAUCAUCGCCAUUGCUUAAUCUGACGCCGACAAAGACGACUCCAUCGAUGCCGUUACGCUCAAAUAAAACUACAAGGCUGGCACGGACGCAACUGAAGAGCGAUCGCUCUCCCAUACUAUAUCAGUCACCUUUGUCGGUGAGUCCUCAUCGCCGCAAGGCCAAAAUAGCUUGCGCUCCAUCUUCGGCUCGGUCGAGCUCCAUUUUUGACUUCUCGGCUUAG